Molecule: messenger RNA, 2736 nt
Organism: Drosophila takahashii
Lineage: Eukaryota; Metazoa; Arthropoda; Insecta; Diptera; Drosophilidae
Gene: Tps1
Product: Trehalose-6-phosphate synthase 1
Biological process (GO): trehalose biosynthetic process
Cellular component (GO): alpha,alpha-trehalose-phosphate synthase complex (UDP-forming); cytosol
Molecular function (GO): trehalose-phosphatase activity
Source: RefSeq, a predicted model, not a curated record
UGGGAUUCGGCCAGUUGCUCUUCAAUCUUCAAUCGUCGGAAUUGGGAAUUAAAUUCGGCAAACGGUCGCUCUCUCCGCUCGGCAGAGCCAUUGAUAAGCCAGGUUUCAAAGCAGACGGUUGUCCACAAAUUCGCAUCGAUUCUGGCCCGAAAAAUUAUGUGCUAAAUUUGACUGCUAGACAAGAUUCGCACAAGUCCUCAAGCAGCUGAGUUACCAAAGAUCACAAUGCCCGACACGGAGAUCAUCGUUACCAACGCCGGGGAGCCCUCCACCAAGGCGAGUCUCAUCGUGGUUUCCAAUCGGUUGCCAUUCGUGCUCAUCCGGAAUGCGAAGACCGAUGAGCUGGAACGCAGGGCCAGCGCUGGAGGUCUGGUGACCGCAGUGUGUCCGGUGGUGAUCAAGGGCAGCGGCCUCUGGGUGGGCUGGUCGGGUAUUCACUUGAAGGAUCCCAACGAGGCCAUUCCCGAGUCCAACCCGAACGACCAGACGCCCACCGCUGGCCUCAAGUCCGAGCAGGUGGUGUCGGUGAACAUCGACUCCAAGAUCUUCGACAGCUACUACAACGGGUGCUGCAACAAGAUCUUCUGGCCACUCUUCCACUCGAUGCCGGGCAGAGCCAACUUUGGAGGAGAGCACUGGCACGACUAUGUGACGGUGAACAAGCACUUUGCCGUGCGCACCAUCGAGGCGCUGGAGAAGUGCCUGGCCAAGAACCAGGGCAGCGAGAAGAGUCCGCCGAUUGUGUGGAUCCACGACUACCAUCUCAUGCUGGCCGCCAAUUGGGUGCGCGAGCACGCGGAGGAGAAGAACCUGCCCUGUCGGCUGGCCUUCUUCCUGCACAUCCCCUUCCCGCCGUGGGACAUCUUCCGCCUGCUGCCCUGGUCCGAUGAGAUCCUGCAGGGCAUGCUGGGCUGCGAUCUGGUGGGCUUCCAUAUCCAGGACUACUGCCUGAACUUUGUGGACUGCUGCCAGCGGAAUCUCGGCUGCCGCGUGGAUCGAAACAAUCUCCUCGUGGAGCAUGGUGGACGCACAGUGCGCGUUCGUCCUCUUCCCAUUGGCAUUCCCUACGAGCGCUUCGUCAAUCUGGCCACGACUGCACCCAAGGUGCUGAAGACCUCCAAGAUGCAGAUCAUCCUUGGCGUGGACCGACUGGACUACACCAAGGGCCUCGUCCACCGCCUGAUGGCCUUCGAGGCGCUGCUGCUGAAGUAUCCGCAGCACAAGGAGAAGGUGAGCCUGCUGCAGAUCUCGGUGCCGUCGCGAACGGAUGUCAAGGAGUACCGCGAGCUGAAGGAGGAGGUGGACCAGCUGGUGGGCCGCAUCAACGGCCGGUUUACCACCGCCAACUGGGCGCCCAUUCGCUACAUCUACGACUAUGUCAGCCAGGACGAAUUGGCCGCCCUGUACAGGGAUGCGGCCGUUUGCCUGGUCACUCCGCUGCGCGAUGGCAUGAAUCUGGUGGCCAAGGAAUUCGUGGCCUGCCAGAUCAACGAGGUGCCCGGUGUCCUGGUCAUCUCUCCGUUCGCCGGAGCCGGCGAGAUGAUGCACGAGGCGCUGCUGUGCAAUCCGUACGAGGUGAACGAGGCCGCCGAGGUGAUCCACCGGGCGCUGACCAUGCCCGAGGAUGAGCGGGUUCUCCGGAUGGCUCGUCUGCGUCGGCGGGAGGCCGAGUGCGAUGUGAGCCACUGGAUGCGCUGCUUCCUGAAGGCCGUGGGCGCUCUGGAGAUGGACGAUGUGGGCACCACCAUUAUGCAGCCAGUCUCCGUGGACGACUUCGAUGACUACUUACUGAAAUACAUCGGCUAUAACCACAAGCUGGCUCUGCUGCUGGACUACGACGGCACCUUGGCGCCCAUUGCCCCGCAUCCGGAUCUGGCCACGCUCUCGCCGGAGAUCAAGAACGUGCUGUACAAGCUGUCCAACCACUCGGACGUCUAUGUGGCCGUCAUCUCGGGUCGCAACGUGGACAAUGUCAAGAAGAUGGUCGGCAUCGAGGGCAUCACCUAUGCGGGCAAUCACGGCCUGGAAAUCCUCCAUCCCGAUGGCAGCAAGUUUGUGCAUCCCAUGCCCAUGGAGUACGAGAAGAAGGUCAGUGAUCUGCUGAAGGCACUGCAGGAUUCUGUUUGCCGCGACGGCGCCUGGGUGGAGAACAAGGGGGCGCUGCUGACGUUCCACUACCGCGAAACUCCGAACCAUCUGAGGGGCGCAAUGGUGGACAAGGCCCGCUCGCUGAUCGAAAAGUACGGCUUCAAGGCCACCGAGGCGCAUUGCGCCUUGGAGGCUCGUCCGCCGGUGCAGUGGAACAAGGGUCGUGCCUCGAUCUACAUCCUGCGCACAUCCUUCGGCGUCGACUGGAACGAGCGCAUCAAGAUUAUCUAUGUGGGCGACGAUCUGACGGACGAGGAUGCCAUGGUGGCCCUCAAGGGAAUGGCGAGAACGUUCCGUGUGACCUCGUCGGACAUUGUGAAGACCGCUGCCGAUCACCGACUGCCAUCCACGGACUCCGUUUACACGCUGCUCAAGUGGGUGGAACGGCAUUUCAUGGGUCGCAAGGCGCGCGCCAAUUCGCUGACCUACAGGCCCACCAAGGGCGACGGCGUCCAGAUGCAGAUGUCCCUGGAGGUGGCCUCCUCGGCGAACAAUCUGGAGGUGUGAGCGCCCGUAACUCAGAUAACUUGUAAGAUUUUUAAGAAUAAAGAAAACGGAUUCGUAGCUUAAAGAAAAAUGUACAAUUGA